Acanthaster planci (crown-of-thorns starfish) is the source of this 2818-nucleotide messenger RNA. RefSeq lists its product as uncharacterized. Gene Ontology annotation, molecular function: protein binding. The record is from RefSeq and is a predicted model, not a curated record. Gene Ontology annotation, biological process: signal transduction. NCBI's taxonomy places the organism in Eukaryota, Metazoa, Echinodermata, Asteroidea, Valvatida, Acanthasteridae.
AGAUCACAACUUCAAUUUGGUCAGUCAAGGCUGGUUUAAUUAAGAUCUCCAGUUUCUAUCAUGCAUCUAUUCCAGCCUCAGCAUUUCUCCAGAAACUUGAGGUUGAGCCUAUUAAUGGAGAAAAGUGGUAAAUUUACUCCUUAUAAGUGAAAGUCCCAAACACUGCAAAAACUGGAGUGUUAAAUUUAACACAUCCGGUGUUAUCAGAGGACUACACCAACACUGUUCACUUGUUUUAAAAAAUUUGGCGCUACUUGGUGCUACAUGCAAUACCCUCCAGUGCAUUGUACCACGUAUAGGUGUACUAAGUGACACCAGUGGUGUUAAAGUAACACCUUAGGGUGUGGUCAUCUGACAACACCAAAAACUGUUGAUUUUAACACCAGAGCGUUUACAGUGAAUAUGAAAUUCCAAAGGUUUUUCUGAAGUUGUUCGACGUAUGACGCCGUUAUCAAAGCACGUCUUUCAGACAAUUCAAAUGGAAACGCAUUUAUUCCUAAAAGUAGUUUUGAUUGUUGUUACUUUAUUUUUCAGCAGGUAAUUGUUUAGAGUGUUAAGAACGAACUUAACCUCAGAAUCAUGGGAGCGUUAACUUCCAAAAAAGGUUAGUGUGACCCUUACUUUAUGAACAAAAUUCGAAGAUAUUUCCGGCCUCUUGCUAUUUUAUGACACCGAGCCUUGUAAUCUUAACUUUCUAAGCAUGCUUGAUAGAAUAUGGAGUAUUUUGUCUCUUGUUUAAGGGACGAAAUCUCAACAAGGUUUGACCCUUUAUAAGAGUGAAAACAACCAGAACAAGAAGUCGCAUAGAGUGUUUGGGCAGAGGUUACUGAAUACCUUCAUUUCAUUGCUAGAAUGCUUCGAGAAAAACUCAGCCAGGGUUCAUAUUUUUGUUACUGAUUCUCAGGCAGUUAGAUGAUCUCUCGUCUAAGAAAGCAAUAUUUUGUAUCCCUGCGGCAGUGUGAAUUGUAGUGUAAAACACUCAUGUACAACUAAAAAAGAUGCGAGGUAUUUACGCGAACUCUGCAGGCUUCGUUGAUACUUUUCUGUUGGCAGGUAUCGGUGAUUCUGUUUUGCGAAAGGUUGCUGAGAAGCUAGGUUCUGAAUGGGAGAGGCUCGCGACUUCUCUUGGCUUAAGCGCUGCAGAGGUCUCCCGCAUCCAGAUGGAUAAGCCAGGACAAACAGAGAAUCAGAUCUUCAACAUGCUGGUCAGAUGGAGGCGCAAACAAUCCAUCGGCGUUGAUCAGGUGGACUCGUUAUGCAGAGCUCUGACAGAGAUUGGUAGAGACGACAUCGUCGCAGAACUGGCAGAAAUUGCCAGACCCAGGGGACCGUACUGCUUUGAAUAUCUCAAGCAACAGGUCAUCCAGUACUACCAGCAAACAGCAACAACUAUUCCAGCGCACCCUACCGUCGAGUCACGUCGUGUGGGUGUUGAAGACUUCUUUAUUCCUCUGUGUCUCAAAAAGGAGGUCUCAGGGAAAACUAAACAAGGGCCAUCUGUGUCAUUACCAGGUGGGAGGAGAUUUUUGGAUGAAGUGGAGACGGUUACCCUAGACUCCUUGGAAGAUUUGUUCAAUCCUAAGAUCGUAGGUAAAAUUAAUAAGAUUCUUCUUUUCGGCGGGGCCGGAAUGGGUAAAUCUACCCUUUUACUUCAAAUUGCUAACUCGUGCAUCAAUCUUCAUUCGGAAUCCCCUCUUGCAAGGUUCAAAUUGGUAAUAUGGAUAAAGCUGAGACAAAUGCAAAAAUCAAGCUGUGUACUGGAUGCAGUUUUUGAUCAAAUUCUAUCGAACAACACGAACCUGACAAAACACACAGUGAAGGAGUUCAUUGAUGACAACGAAUCACACAUUGCUUUCCUGCUGGAUGGCUUAGAUGAAAUUCCAUCUGAUGUUUUGCAUUCCAAGGAGGGUGUGUACAGGGUCGAAGAUAUCUUAAGCAACAGAUGUCUUAAAACAAGCUUUGUGCUGGUAACAACACGACCACACCUGGUUGACUAUGUACUCCAGGGUUACCCAAAUUACGCCCAGGUUCAAACAACAGGCUUUACAUCAGAAAACACGCACAGAUAUAUCAGAACGCAGUUUUCCAAUGACGAAGACGGAGAAACAUUAGUUCACCGCCUAGAGCGCAAUAGCUCACUAGAAAAAUUGUCGCAUGUGCCAAUUAUUUCCUUGAUGCUUUGUGUUGUGUGGAAAAAUACGAGGUCACUGCCACAUCAAAUGACAAAGUUGUACGCAGACUUUGUUAGUUGUCUUUUUUUCCGUCGCUCUGUCGAUAGGCAACUGAUGGAGAGAAUCAUCAACGGAAUAGGUCGUGUUGCAACGGAAGGACUAGUUAACCCUGGGGAGGAGGAAAGACUUAUUUUUGAUCGGAGUGAAUUCCAACAAUGUGGGACACUACUAGAUGAGGUUUUUCAAGUGGGUCUCCUCCAAAGUGAAACAUUCACUAGUGGUCUCAUAACAAACGUAUUGGUCACCUUUCUCCAUAAGUCUUUCCAGGAAUACUUCGCUGCAUGUUACAUGGUCAAGUUGCUUGAAGAUGGCGAAGAGAGUUUUGGUACCCGGUUAAAGCAGAUUACAGCAGAUAAUAAUAUAAGGAAUAUCUCCUUCGGUUUUGCUGCGGUAGAUCAAAGCAGGCUGCUGGUCUCAUCCUGGAUCAUAUACGCGAGAUGGAAGGAGACGAGAUGAAACUGCAGAGACUGGCUCGGCUGUUGUUGUUUGAGUCUGCUUCGGCAGAUCUCGCUGACAAACUAGUCCAACCGAAUCAGGUACAAUGUAAGAGUAACGAAGACCUGAAAUCGUUGACCUAUUACUUACAG